This is a messenger RNA of Salvelinus fontinalis (brook trout), 2913 nucleotides long. Its product is annotated as solute carrier family 35 member F2-like. Lineage: Eukaryota; Metazoa; Chordata; Actinopteri; Salmoniformes; Salmonidae. Gene Ontology annotation, molecular function: transmembrane transporter activity. The record is from RefSeq and is a predicted model, not a curated record. Gene Ontology annotation, cellular component: membrane. The transcript is spliced from 8 exons. The coding region runs from base 1 to 1140 and encodes 379 amino acids. Gene Ontology annotation, biological process: transmembrane transport.
AUGGCUGAGAAGGACCCAGAGAGGAUUAUAGCUACAGACCCCAGAAAUAAUUAUGAUAGAAAAUGCCUUAUUAUCCGGAAGCUUCUGAAGUUCAACCCUAAAGAAGUGUUUACAUGGCAGCUGGUGAAGACAGUAGCCAUGGGUCAGGGUUUGGCUGUUCUCAUGUGUGGUACAGCAGUAACAUCCCAGUACCUGGCUUCAGACUACCACGUGGACGCGCCCAUGCUCCAGAGCUUUAUGAGCUACGCACUGCUCUGCAUCACCUACACCACCGCUCUGCUGUUCAGAACAGGGGAUGGAAAUAUGUUUCAGAUUUUAAAGAAGAGGUGGUGGAAGUAUCUCCUAGUAGGCUUGGUGGACGUCGAGGCUAACUACACAGUGGUUAAAGCUUACCAGUACACUACACUCACCAGUAUACAGCUGCUGGACUGUUUUGUGAUCCCUGUGUUGAUGAUACUCUCAUGCUGGUUCCUGAAGACGUGCUACAGACCCGUCCACUACAUAUCUGUGUGUGUCUGUCUGCUGGGGGUGGGGGCCAUGGUGGGAGCUGACCUACUGGCUGGACGAGACUUGGGAUCCACCUCAGACGUUCUGCUAGGUGAUGGCUUGGUCCUGCUCAGUGCCAGUCUAUAUGCUGUGUCUAACUUGUGUCAGGAGUACACCGUCAAACACCUCAGCAGUGUAGAGUUCCUAGGCAUGGUCGGCCUGUUCGGCACACUCAUCAGUGGCAUACAGCUGGGUGUUCUGGAGCAUAACAACGUGGCAAACAUCCAAUGGGACUGGAGAAUCGGCCUGCUGUUUGCUGGCUAUGCCCUGUGUAUGUACAUCCUGUACAGCUGUAUGCCCAUAGUGGUCAAGAAGACCAGUGCUACAGCAGUCAACCUCUCCCUCCUCACUACAGACCUCCUCAGCCUCUUCUGUGGUCUGUUUCUCUUUCAAUACACGUUCUCAGGUCUGUACAUUGUGUCUCUGGUGAUCAUCCUGGUGGGCUUUGUCUCCUUCAACGCUGUGGCAACGACCCCUAACCCUGCAGACCCCAUCCCCCCCUCUGUGGGCUGGAAGGAGGGUGGCUAUGACAACCCUGAUGACAUAAUCAAUGAAGAAGUGGUGGUGGCAGUCUUGGAGGAGCAGGAAGAGUAAGAGGGUGAAUGCCCAGGGGUAUCGUGGAAUCAGAGAACACAGUAUGAGGAAGUACCGGCGAUGUGAUCUGAUCUACCAGACGAGCACUUCCCAAGAGUCUAUAGCUGUUCAUCUCCUUGUCUCCUUUCUUUCAUUCUUACCAUUCUAACAGAUCUACAAAUUCACCAGUGUACAGUUGAAGUUGGAAGUUUACAUACACUUAGGUUGAAGUCAUUAAAACUUGUUUUUCAACCACUCUUCAAAUUUCUUGUUAACAAACUAUAGUUUUGGCAAGUCGGAUAGGACAUCUACUUUAUGCAUGACAUAAGUAACUUUUCCAACAAUUGUUUACAGACAGAUUAUUUCACUUAUAAUUCACUGUAUCACAUUUCCAGUGGGUCAGAAGUUUACAUACAUUGAGUUGACUGUGCCUUUAAACAGGUUGGAAAAUUCCAUAAAAUUAUGUUAUGGCUUUAGAAGCUUCUGAUCGGCUAAUUGACAUCAUUUGAGUCAAUUGGAGGUGUAUCUGUGGAUGUAUUUCAAGGCCUACCUUCCAGCUCAGUGCCUCUUUGCUUGACAUCAUGGGAAAAUCAAAAGAAAUCAGCCAAGACCUCAGAAAGAAAUGGUAGACCUCCACAAGUCUGGUUCAUCCUUGGGAGCAAUUUCCAAACGCCUGAAGGUACCACGUUCAUCUGUACAAACAAUAGCACGCAAGUAUAAACACCAUGGGACCACGCAGCCAUCAAACCGCUCAGGAAGGAGAUGCGGUCUGUCUCCUAGAGAUGAAUGUACUUUGGUGUGAAAAGUGCAAAUCAAUCCCAGAACAACAGCAAAGGACCUUGUGAAGAUGCUGGAGGAAACAGGUACAAAAGUAUCUAUAUCCACAGUAAAACGAGUCCGAUAUCGACAUAACCUGAAAGGCCGCUCAGCAAGGAAGAAGCCACUGCUCCAAAACCGCCAUAAAAAAGCCAGACUAUCGUUUGCAACUGCACAUGGGGACAAAGAGCACUUUUUGGAGAAAUGUCCUCUGGUCUGAUGAAACAAAAAUAGAACUGUUUGGCCAUAAUGACCAUCGUUAUGUUUGGAGGAAAAAGGGGGAGGCUUGCAAGUUGAAGAACACCAUCCCAACCGUGAAGCACGGGGGUGGCAGCAUCAUGUUGUGGGGGUGCUUUGCUGCAGGAGGGACUGGUGCACUUCACAAAAUAGAUGGCAUCAUGAGGAUGGAAAAUUAUGUGGAUAUAUUGAUGCAACAUCUCAAGACAUCAGUCAGGAAUUUAAAGCUUGGUCGCAAAUGGGUCUUCCAAAUGGACAAUGACCCCAAGCAUACUUUCAAAGUUGUGGCAAAAUGGCUUAAGGAGAACAAAGUCAAGGUAUUGGAGUGGCCAUCACAAAGCCCUGACCUCAAUCAUAUAGAAAAUGUGUGGGCAGAACUGAAAAAGCAUGUGCGAGCAAGGAGGCCUACAAACCUGACUCAGUUACACCAGCUCUGUCAGGAGGAAUGGGCCAAAAUUCACCCAUCUUAUUGUGGAAAGCUAACCGAAAUGCAACAGAAUACUAAUUGAGCGUAUGUAAACUUCUGACCCACUGGGAACGUGAUGAAAGAAAUAAAAGCUGAAAUAAAUAAUUCUCUCUAGUAUUAUUCUUACAUUUCACUUUCUUAAAAUAAAGUGCUGAUCCUAACUGACCUAAGACAGAGAAUUUUUACUAGGAUUAAAUGUCAGGAAUUGUGAAAAACUGAGUUUAAAUGUAUUUGGCUAAGGUGUAUGUAAACCUCCGACUUCAACUGUAUGUACA